Molecule: messenger RNA, 1123 nt
Organism: Fomitiporia mediterranea MF3/22
Lineage: Eukaryota; Fungi; Basidiomycota; Agaricomycetes; Hymenochaetales; Hymenochaetaceae
Exons: 14
Coding region: 1-996 (331 amino acids)
Source: RefSeq, a predicted model, not a curated record
AUGGUUUCUCCCACUACUGAUGUUCCCGCACUGAUAAACUCUUUGCAAGGGCUCCGCCUCGCUUCUUAUGUCGACACCGCGAGUUUCGUCAUAUUGGUUUAUGACUACUUGCUCACGUUCGAAGACGAGCUUGUACUGAUAUGGGAUUCAACUUGGUCGCUCGCGAAGGGUUUAUUUCUUGCGACUCGGUAUCUUCCUUUCAUAGACUUGUCCAUAACGACUACACGCCACUUCAAGGCUAGAAUGUCACCUGAAGAAUGUUUACGCAAUUACAGGGCUGGUGGAUUACUCAUUGACGUUGGGAUUUGCGCUGCUGAACUUAUCCUGGUCCUUCGGACAUGGGCAAUAUGGGGCCAGACGAAGAAAAUUACCAUCACACUUCUGAUAUGGAUUUUUGUCAACCUCACUUCCGAUCUUGUGAUCGUUGUCUUAUAUUUCAGUUCCGUAACGUUUACACCGUUACCUGAGGGACUAUCUGGUUGUCUCAUUAGUACAGGCAACUCUCUGCUUGUCGGAACAUGGAUUCUUCUGAUGAUAUUCGAAGCUGGAAUACUAGCCUUGAUGGUAUUGAAGGGCGUACAAAUGUACAGAGGUUCAGUCGACAAACAGCACCGGAAGACGGAACUGUAUAAGGCAGUCUUUAGGAAUGGUGCAAUCUUUUACGUCUAUAUUUUCACACUCUCUGUCGCAAACGUGAUCGUCAUUUCGAGACUUCCUCGAGACUUGUCGACAUUACUCGCAAGCGUUGAGCGUGUCAUGCACGCAAUCCUGACGGAGCGGUUACUGCUUACUCUCCGUAGGAUCGGCCACGAGCAAGAAGAGAAGAAUGACGAUAGUCUUAACUCUAUACAGUUCCAAAAGUUGAAGAAGAGGGCAGUAGACUCGGAAGCUGGGACUAGCACUUUCUUAACGACGAACCCUAACGCGCAAUGGUCUGGUCCGGAACCUUCGACCUCAACUUCGUCAACGUCUACAAGGGCUCCUGCCAAUGUUUGAUCCGUUUAUGUUGUUAUUCAUCACGACUCGUUAUGCUCCGACUUUUCAUAUUCUUAGUGAAUGCACUGUGUACAUAGAUUUUGUGUCUGGAGUCCAGAAUGCACGCCUGUAUUUUUACAUUGACGAU